CCUCCAAAUCUCCUGUACCAUCAGGCUCCCACUCCAGACAAGUUUUUUUCCCACCGUCUGCUGGUCUGGAUGCCCUAUAGGCUGUGGCGUGUGAGUCUUAAGUGCACCAAUUCGGAAUGCGUCGGGCAUCAACUGACAAGUGGUGGAUUGCAUAGGAGGGUCCGGCAGGUGCUGGACAUUGACAGCUACUACAACCUAGUCACAGAGACCCUCAUUUGCACCAAGUGCAGGUCCAGCUACCUGUCCUGGGGAGACGCCGUGCUGCAGCAGCUAGACCUGGCCCAUCGCUCUGAGUUUAGGGUCAUCCUGACACAAAAACAUGCCAUUGAUAUACGUGCCAUCCGUUUUUUGCGUGAGAGAACAAUGGGCAAUGGACCGGUACGCCUGGUCGGGCAGUUGAAGGAGAACCACAGCGAGCAGUGGUUGCAGCGGGUCAAUCGCUACACCGCAGAGUGUAUGGGGUUUCGCAACAACAACCUCGGCCUCCAACAGAUGUCCUUUCAGAGACCUCCAGACCCUGUGGAACUGCCAAGCUACAAGUGGCUCCUCACUGUUUACAGCAAGGACAUUCUACACAGGCUGGAUGACAUCAAGGCAGCCAUCACUUCAACUUAUGGGUCUAUCUUAAAAAUGGACUCGACUAAAAAAAUCACGAAAAAAUUGAGUGGGCCUGCGAAGGGGACGGCACAGUGGAUGACGUCUGUGGGCAACGAAUUCGGCCAGGUACUCAUCAGCGUCCUGACUACAGAUGAGGGUAAUGGGCUUGACGCGAUGACAGCGGGGUUGGUUGAGCGAUACAGAAGGGCAGGCGUUUCUCCACCAACUGUGCUCUAUGUGGACUGCCACUGCUGCAAGGAGGCGGGAGACACUAAGCUGAAGCAGCGGUUUGGUGGCUGGCCAGGUAUCAUCAUCCGCCUUGACAUCUGGCAUUUCAUGCGACGCCUGGCUGGAGGGGUCACAACAGAUGCCCAUCAGCUUUACCCCAUCUUUAUGGCAAGGCUGUCAGCAUGCAUUUUUGAAUGGGACGCUGAGGACCUUGCUCUCCUGCGAAGGGCCAAGAGGGAGCAGCUGACCAAAGAAGGCCUGCCCACGGCUUCUCUGACAGAUGUGAUAGUGGACAACUGCAUCACCAAGGCAGAGCUGGCACUUCACUGUAGGAGACGGACGCGCGGGACGGACAACACCAUCCGCCUCCUGGGGAAGCUGAUAGAGGAGCUCAGCGGGCCGAAAGGGAGAGAUGCAAUGGGAGUAGGUUUGUUUGAGCCGGUACGAAUACAGCACUUGUGGAAUAUCCAGAAGCGCCACGUGGGAUGCAUCCAGGACCUUCCAGAUGUGCCACUCUACACUCAAACGGGAACUCUCAACAAGGGUGGAGUGGCCUUGAAAACGUACAGAUGUGCCAGAGGUUCGACAUCCUUGGAGUCCUUCCACUGCCACCUUGCCAGGUUUAUUCCAGGUUCGCCAUUACAUAAUAUGACACCCUGUCACUAAUGCUUAUGUUAUUGUACAGCACUGUUAUGUUUGUCGGUGUCAUAAAUUAAUGUGCUGGCUUCUUUCUGUUUUCACAGGGAACAGCGCCAACAGCCUCAAUUUCCAGAUUUAUCUUCUGGAAGGCCUGUUC
This is a messenger RNA of Engraulis encrasicolus (European anchovy), 1621 nucleotides long. RefSeq lists its product as uncharacterized. The record is from RefSeq and is a predicted model, not a curated record. NCBI's taxonomy places the organism in Eukaryota, Metazoa, Chordata, Actinopteri, Clupeiformes, Engraulidae. The coding region runs from base 70 to 1491 and encodes 473 amino acids. The transcript has 3 exons.